AAAUAAUCGCGCGCUCGGGGUCUACGGAUUUGGACACACUUUUGGUAUUAUAAUACAUUAAAAAGGGUCCCAAAACCGAGAUUGCAGAUCCUCGUACUUCUCGUACGUGCCACGCUCCAUAUGAACUUUUUUUUCUAUUUUUACCGAGUCUGAAGUUAUUUUGGACUUGAAAGUCCAAAAAAAUUCCUGAAGGUACAUUUCUGCAAGUCAAACAACCUCGAAUUUUUUCAAAUUUUCUGAAUGCUUCAGCGCUCCAGAAAAAAACAUUCAAAAUUAUAAAUAUUUAUUUACGGUGGUGCAAUUUGAAACAAAGCCUGAACAUUUUUCCACUUAUUGAUGGCAUAAAAAUUGUUUCAGAUAUUUUCAGAACAAAUUUUGUCGAGUUUUAGAGCCAAAAAACCUUAUUUUUAACAAAAAGAGGUCGUAAAAAAACUUCGAAUUGAACAACAAUUUUUUUUAUAUUCAUUUUUAUGUACUCCAUAUGCCUAAAGCGUGUUCAAAUCUAACAACCUCCGUCACAUGACUAGUUAAAAAAUUCUGAACUUUACCUAUGUAUAUUUAGUGUCGUGUAAUUUUUUACAAUUUUAAAAGAAACAUCGAAAAGUAGUUGUUACAAUUUUAAAAGGUGCAUUUAGAAGAAAAUAUGGAUGGUUUCGAAGCAAGUUUAGUGGAGUGGAUGGAAGCUAAACACGCCCAAAACAAAACUGUUGUAUUAAGUACUAUACAAACUCAAGUUAAGAAACUUAGAAAAAAAUUGAACGUUGAUGUUAAUCCUGGUCCUGUCUGGCAAACAUAUUUUGAAAAUAAGUACUCUAUUAUGUCUAAAAUAUUAAGAAGCGAUAACAAGAAGAAAAUUAAUACGAAAAAUAGCACCAAAAAAAAUGAUUCAAACGACCAAUCACAGGCCGGUCCAUCGAGUAGGCAAACACCAACAUCCCCGCGCUCCACGUCUUCCCCACCUAACGUACCUUCAACCAGCCAGCAAAGUGACUCAGACAGCGAAAGAACAACGGAACAUACAGAUGAAUAUUCAAACGACCAAUCACAGGACGGUCCAUCGGGUACACAAACACCAACGUCAACGAGUAACCAAUCUUCGAUUAUCCAAUCAAGCGACUCAGUCUGUCAACAGACUACGAAAGAUUCAGUUGAUCCAGAUUCAAAGAACCAAUUACAGACCGCUGGAUCAGCUAUGAAAAUAUUCGAAGCCUUCAUGGAGACUUCGUGCCCGAACCAGUCUUCAAUCGGACAGCCAACUGAUCCAGUCCUUCAAGAGACGACAAAAAAUGAAGGUCGGCCUCUCCCGAAAUCUAGCUUUAGUGACGAAUCGAGCGAUGAUGAACAAUCAUCGCGAAAGUCUGAGCCCGAGAAUAAGCAAGCUAUCGACCAGGUCGAAGAAGGAACAUCUGUUCCAGAAACAGCUCCAGAACCGGAGAAUAAGCAAGACAUCGACCAGGUCGAAGAAGGAGCAUCUGUUCCAGAAGCGGCUCCAGAGCAUGAAUUAUCUGAGCCGAAGAAUAAGCGGUCCAUCGACCAGGUCAACGAAGGAGAAUCUAUUCCAAAAGCAGCUCCAGAGCAUAAAAUACCUGACGAAGCACUUAGACCAGCAAAGUCGCAAAAAGUCUCGGAUAAUUAUCCGGGUCCGAGAACUAUCGACACGGAUAGAGCAGCACAAGAAAUGGCUUCUUCAGAUACUGUUCAUGUGAGCUCGUUGCCUCUUCCACCAGUUCAUUAUAUAAAUCUUUAUACAGAUGAAAAUGUUCGAAGAAACAGAGCACCAAGGCCACCCCUUCCAGUUCAUGAUAAUUAUACCAUGUUUGGAAAUAUUUUUAAUGCUGAAGACCCUAUCAUUAGGCCAUUAGAAGCUCAGGGUAUUAAAAGAUUAUAUCCACAACAUUUUGACAGAAGAAGAGAGCUUAAAAAGCUAAAUCAUUCCUUAUUAGUUAAUUUCUUAGAUUUAAUUGAUAUUUUGAUGUUAUGUCCAGAAAGUUCUAAGAGAGCAGAAAAGGUGGAAGAUUUAAGUUUAUUGUUUAUUCAUAUUCAUCAUCUUUUGAAUGAGUUCAGGCCACAUCAAGCUCGGGAAACUCUUAGGGUAAUGAUGGAAAUGCAAAAACGUCAAAGAGUAGAGACAUCUAUUAGGUUUCAAAAACACUUGGAAAAGGUUCAAGAAAUUGUUCAAAAUGCACUGCAAUCUUUACCAGAUCCAUCUGAAUCAGAUUCUAAAUUGAUGGUGAAUACUGAGGCAAUGGAAGUGGACAACGAUGAAAAUACAGAUAGAAGAACUGUUGAUCCCUGCAGUCCAAGUGAUAGAAUAAUGUGCAAAGAGAUAGAUGAUAUGUUAUUAUCAAGUGGGGUAUAUUAAAAUCAUUUAAUGUUACAUU
This is a messenger RNA of Trichogramma pretiosum, 2381 nucleotides long. RefSeq names its product hepatoma-derived growth factor-related protein 2 (gene MED7). The record is from RefSeq and is a predicted model, not a curated record. Lineage: Eukaryota; Metazoa; Arthropoda; Insecta; Hymenoptera; Trichogrammatidae. The transcript is spliced from 8 exons. Gene Ontology annotation, molecular function: transcription coregulator activity. Gene Ontology annotation, cellular component: mediator complex; core mediator complex. Bases 644 to 2362 code for a protein of 572 amino acids. Gene Ontology annotation, biological process: regulation of transcription by RNA polymerase II.